Ogataea philodendri is the source of this 1668-nucleotide messenger RNA. RefSeq lists its product as uncharacterized. Gene Ontology annotation, cellular component: membrane. The transcript has a single exon. Gene Ontology annotation, biological process: amino acid transmembrane transport. Gene Ontology annotation, molecular function: amino acid transmembrane transporter activity. The coding region runs from base 1 to 1668 and encodes 555 amino acids. The record is from RefSeq and is a predicted model, not a curated record. NCBI's taxonomy places the organism in Eukaryota, Fungi, Ascomycota, Pichiomycetes, Pichiales, Pichiaceae.
AUGAAGGAACAGGGAAUUUCUGACGUGGUCGAGGUCAAUGAUCAUUUAUCUGUGGAAUCAAAGAACUCCCACUAUGAGGAGGGAGCAGUGAUUGGCGAGAUUGAAGGAAAAGGUAAAUUUCGUAGAUCUUUCAGCACCAGACAUAUCCAAAUUGUUACCCUUGGUUCGAACAUUGGCUCAGGUAUUUUCAUUUCCACGGGUAAAUCCCUUCGGUUCGCGGGUCCCGGAAACAUGAUUGUCGGAUAUACGAUUGUCUGUGCCAUGGUCAUAUGUGUGCUUGAUCUGAUCACAGAAAUGUCUAUUGUUUAUCCCUCCAGUGGAAAUUUCAUUGAUUUUACGGAACGAUUCCUUGACCCAGCAGCGGCUUUUGCGAUUGGAUUAGGUGAAUGGCUAGCCUGGACUACAGUGAUGGCCUCUGAGGGAUCAGCAACGACAAGUUUGAUUAGUUAUUGGACAGAUGCCGUUCCUGUGGCAGCAUGGAUGUCAAUUAUCGUCGUCGUGACAUUUGCAAUCCAUGGUUUACCAAACAUUUGGUUUGCUGAGUUCCAAUAUGUUACUGCCAUUAUGAAGAUGGUCAUGUUGGUCAUGAUCACUAUCACGUGUAUUGUCAUGUGUGCUGGCGGAGGUCCAACUGGAUCAGUUCAUGGAGGACAGUAUUGGGAUACAACCAAAUAUGAACUAUUCAAAAAUGGAGUCAGAGGUAUUUCAUAUUGCUGUUUGUACUGCCUGUGGGGAGUUGGAGAUCAGGUGUUUGUGGGGAUGCUUGCAGGAGAAGCCAAAUGUCCUAGAUUCAGUAUGCCAAGAACAGUCAAGAGCGCGGGAUUGAGAAUUUUCGGAUUCUUUAUGAUUCUGGUGAUGUUCAUCACACUUCUCGUCCCAGAAACCGAUGAAAGGCUCUACGGAACUGCAGGGUCAAUUGCAAGCUCACCCUUUAUCAUUGCAAUGAAUGAUGCUGGAAUAAAAGUUGUGCCAGAUAUUAUUAAUGCUUUGAUGGCAAUCUGUCUGAUUCUCGGAGGACUUGAACCAAUCUAUAUUGCUUCAAGAUGUCUGAGACACUUGGCCAUUCGUGGAAUGUUACCCAAGUUCAUUGCUAACGUUGAUAAGAAAGGUAGGCCCUUAUGCUCCCUGGCGAUUACAUUUGUGUUCACCGUGGCUUUCACGUACAUGAACUGUGCCAGUACCGGUGCUACCGUGUUCUCAUGGUUCUCAUCUGUGACUACCACGAUUUUCAUGGUUGUGUGGGUUGUCCUUGGAUUGGUUUCUCUCAGAUUCAGAAUGGCAGUCAGUAAGCAAAAGUCUGGUAUUCUUGAUACUCCGUUUGCCUACAAGUCAAAGCUCUACCCAAUUGGACCCAUUUUUGUUUCCCUAGGUUCUUUCUUGAUUCUCGUGGGUUUAUUCUAUGCAUCCUUAUUUCCAGUGGGUGGAAGUCCAAACGCAUAUGAUUUCUUUGAAACAUACCUGGGAGUUCCAUUGGUUUUGGUUGCAUAUGUCUCCUAUAAGCUUAUCCGUCGCACAAAAUUUGCCAGAUCGAGUACAAUUGAUUUGUUGGAAGGCUACAGGCCUUUGAGUGACGAGGAAGUCACUAUAAUGGAAUCAUACACCUCAAUGCCUUGGUAUCGCAGACUUUGGACAUAUGUGAACGUGAUUGACGAGAAGGAUUUGACAUAA